Branchiostoma floridae (Florida lancelet) is the source of this 1412-nucleotide messenger RNA. RefSeq lists its product as uncharacterized. The record is from RefSeq and is a predicted model, not a curated record. The transcript has 8 exons. Lineage: Eukaryota; Metazoa; Chordata; Leptocardii; Amphioxiformes; Branchiostomatidae. Bases 207 to 692 code for a protein of 161 amino acids.
CCUCGUGCAUAAGUGGUUCAUCCCUGAUAAGGUCACGUUACUGAACCUGUGGUCUAGAUACACCCAGAGUUAACGAGCAACAGACCUUGGUUUUGUAGGUUUUCGUCCGACAUUUUGGUUUACAAGAAAACGCCUGUCUGUUUGAGACGUCCUCUGCGGAAGCAGUUGGUGGUGGUGAGUGACAACACAGGCAUCAGGGACUCAAGAUGACGCUCUUAAAGUCGUGUUGCUGUAUCUUCACUGUAAAGCUGGGCUCUGUUAUCACAGGUUUUAUCUUUUUGAUUCUUUGUAUUGUGGACAUUGGUGUGAAGGUUGGAUACCGAGAUGCAUACGGUGGAGUCGCCUGGUCCAGUCUGGUCUUUGACUUGAUCUUCAUUAUCUUCAACGUGUUCCUCAUCAUAGGGGCGUACAAUGACGUACUGUGGAUGUGUGCUUUGUGGGUAGUGGUGGCGCUUGUCUACCUGCUGAUUCUUCUCAUACAGAACAUCGUGGCAACUGUCACAGGGAACAGCAACAAGGUGAUUGGAGCUGGGAUCGUCCAAGGUGCCAACGCGGGGACUUGGAUCGUCUUCGUUUUUGUACUCUUAAUCAUGGUCUAUGGCCUGUUGGUUGUCGUCUCGCACUGCCAGAACCUCCGAGAUGAGGAGAUCAGGGUCCCGAGGGGAGAGCCGCCAGCCGAAGCCCGGGCGUAGCAAGGGAAGAGGGCAACUUGAGCGCCGGCCCACGUCCAUACCGAAGUCAUCGUACAUACAGAUCUAGACAAAGUUUACUACAAAUCACAGAUUUAUUCUUCUUCUGUUGUGAUAGAAAAAUAAUCACGCUCUAGUUUAUCUGUUCUAGGAGAAGUUGUAGUGCUGCCCGACAGAAGUCUGCUUUUUAAGUUUAAAAUUUAUCAUUUUGUAAAUCUUUUUAGGUUAAUAAGAUAGUCAUAUUUUUUCGAAAUGAAGGAAUAAAGUUGUGCCGCAUAACAUGAUUUUAAAAGAAGAACUACCAUGUAGUAUUUGAAUUAAAGGCCCUAAGGAAAAGAUACAACAUCAACUGAAAUUUCUAAAAUACUUUUUCCACUGCAAAGGAAAGACGACCCGAUAUUCAAAUACUCAGACCUAGGGACCAGUAACAGUCGCCGUUUUGAUCAUGUUGUGCGGCAUUUCGGGCAGGUGUUUUGUCGUUUGAUAUGAAAUAUGGCUUGUAAUGAACUAUAUCUAAAGUAAAGCUCCAUCUUAGCUUAGAAUAUUUUUUAUAUUGUACAACAAAGUGUUUGACUUUCUCAUUUAGUGAGAAAUAUAGAUUUAGAUUUAUGUUUGUGAUGUAUCGCAUUCAAAUGUUUCUCAACAAACGUAUUGAGCAAAUGAUGUUUGUUCUCUUUGUGUAAUCGUCUUUUUCGUUAAUUUGAUGUUUGGUGAUAUAAAAUG